AUGGCGAGCAGCAGCAACAGCUGCACUAAUAAUAUCCUCAGUUCCGAAUUCAUUGUUGGAGGAAAAUAUAAAUUGAUCCGGAAAAUUGGGGCCGGCUCCUUUGGAGAUAUCUAUCUGGCCAUCAAUAUCACCAAUAAUGAAGAAUUGGCCGUGAAGCUAGAAUCUCAGAAGGCCAGACACCCACAGCUGCUGUACGAAAGCCGGCUCUACAAGCUUCUGCAAGGUGGGAUGGGCAUUCCCCGAACCCGCUGGUAUGGUCAGGAGAAAGAAUACAAUAUCCUUGUCAUGGAUCUACUUGGGCCAAGUCUUGAAGACCUCUUCAAUUUCUGUUCCCGUAAAUUCACGUUGAAAACCGUCCUGAUGUUGGCUGACCAGAUGAUCAGCAGAAUUGAAUAUGUUCAUACAAAGAACUUUAUACACAGAGACAUUAAGCCAGAUAAUUUCCUGAUGGGUAUUGGGCGCCCUCGAAAUAGGGCUGCUGGAUCUGCAGCAGGAAAGAGAAAAAGAGGCGGGGCAGCUGCUAAUCGGGCUCAGGAUCCAUCUUUUUCAGGAUUAAACCAGUUAUUCCUUAUUGACUUUGGUUUGGCUAAACGCUACCGAGACAACAGAACAAAGCAACACAUACCCUACCGAGAAGAUAAAAAUUUCACUGGCACUGCCCGGUAUGCCAGCAUCAAUGCACACCUUGGCAUUGAGCAGAGCCGUAGAGAUGACGUAGAGUCCUUGGGCUACGUCUUGAUGUAUUUCAACCGGAGCAGCCUGCCCUGGCAAGGAAUAAAAGCUGCAACCAAGAAGCAAAAGUAUGAAAAAAUUAUUGAGAAGAAGAUGUCCAUCCCUGUUGAUAUGCUGUGUCAGGGAUUUCCAUCCGAAUUUGCCAUGUAUCUCAACUACUGCCGUGGCCUUCGCUUUGAAGAAGCACCCGAUUACAUGUACCUGAGGCAGCUGUUUCGCAUCCUCUUCAGGAGCCUGAGCUACAAGUACGACUUCAUGUUUGAUUGGACACUGCUGAAGCAGAAAGCAGAGCAGGAGCAGGCGGCCUCUUCCUCGGAGCAGGGUCCGCAGACCCAGCCCCCUCCACCACCCAAACAGACCAAACCAAGAAGAGUAACCAGAAGAGUUUCCAAGCAAGAGGAGGAACAGAUGAAGUAAAGCUUACGUUCGAUCCAGAGUGCAACUUGUUAUUUCCCAAAUUUAGUUUCAUACAUAUUCUUGCCAGUGAUUGUGGGCAACCGUUUAUUUGUGGAAAAAUUACUUAA
Molecule: messenger RNA, 1256 nt
Organism: Gracilinanus agilis (Agile Gracile Mouse Opossum)
Lineage: Eukaryota; Metazoa; Chordata; Mammalia; Didelphimorphia; Didelphidae
Product: casein kinase I-like
Exons: 1
Coding region: 1-1149 (382 amino acids)
Biological process (GO): peptidyl-serine phosphorylation; signal transduction; negative regulation of canonical Wnt signaling pathway
Cellular component (GO): nucleus; cytoplasm
Molecular function (GO): ATP binding; protein serine/threonine kinase activity
Source: RefSeq, a predicted model, not a curated record